AUGGCUGCACCCAUCGACGAUGUGGCAGUGUACCCCGAGACCUGGGAGGAACACACGCAGCAUCUGGCGGCAGUGCCAGAAGAGUUCGGCCUCAGCGACUGCACGAGCGGCACCUUCGGCCGCGUGCGGCGCCUCUGGGAGUCCCGCUCCGCCGCGCACAAGGAGAUCUGCGCCGUGCUGGCGGCCGUGACGGAGGUGAUCCGCGCCCAGGGCGGCAGAGAGACCGAGACGGAGUACUUCGCUGCGCUGAUGACCACGAUGGAGGCGGUGGAGUCCGCGGAGUCACUGGCUGCGGUCGCCUACCUGCUUAACCUGGUGCUGAAGCGGGUCCCGGCGCCUGUGCUGAGGAAAAAGUUCUCCGAUGCCUCAAAAGCCUUCAUGAGCAUCCUGGCCUCGCAAGCUGGCAGCAGCUCCACCUCUGCCCUGCGCUGGGUUGUCUCCUGCCUGGCCACGCUGCUGCGGAAGCAGGACCUGGCGGCCUGGAGCUACCCCGUCACACUGCAGGUCUACCACGGCCUGCUCAGCUUCACGGUGCACGCCAAGCCCAAGGUGCGGAAGGCAGCACAGCACGGCAUCUGCUCCGUGCUCAAGGGCAGCGAGUGCCUGUUUGGGGAUGCGGCCCCUGAGCACCACCCGGCCGCGCGCUCCACUGCCAAGUUCUGCGUGCAGGAGAUCGAGAAGGCUGGAGGCACCAAGGAGGCCACGACCACCCUGCAUGUGCUGACGCUGCUGCGCGACCUGCUGCCCUGCCUGCCCGCGGCCACCACCAAGACCUGCUGCGAGACCCUGCUCCGCGUCAUGACCCUCGGCCACGUGCUGGUGACGGCGUGCGCCAUGCAGGCCUUCCACGGCCUCUUCAGCGCCCAGCCCAGCCCCGCCUGCCUCUCUGCUGAGCUCAAUGCCCAGAUCAUCACGGCGCUAUAUGACUAUUUGCCCAGCGAGAGCGACCUGCAGCCCAUGCUGGCUUGGCUUGCCGUCAUGGAGAGGGCCCACGUCAACCUGGUCGGGCUGCAAAAGGAGCUGUGCUGGGGGCACCUGCCCCGGCUCUUCACAGCUGCCAUGACCUGCCUCUUGUCGCCGCACCCCCAGGUGCUGUCAGCCACCGCGCAGACCCUCAAGGCGCUGCUCAGCGAGUGCGUGGCCCCCCACGUGACCGACUUGGGGCCUGUUUCCACCUCCGCCUCUGGCCCCGCUGCCUCUCUCUGCAAGAUGUUCAGGGCGGUGGAGGAGGGGCUGACAUACCGGUUCCACGCGGCAUGGGCACCCGUGCUGCAGGUGCUGCGGGCCUUCUUCGAGGCAUGUGGGAAGCAAGGACACCCCGUCAUGAGGAAGUGCCUGCAGUCGUUGUGCGACCUGCGCCUGUCCCCGCACUUCCCCCACACAGCCGAGCUAGAUGAGACGGUGGGGGCCGCUGUGGGCACCAUGGGCCCCGAGGUGGUGCUGGAGGCCGUGCCCCUGGGCAUCGACGGCAGGGAGGAGACGCUGGACUUCCCGCGCAGCUGGCUCCUGCCCGUGCUCCGGGACCACAUCCGCGGCGCCCGGCUUGGCUUCUUCACCAGCCACUUUCUGCCCCUGGCAGCUGCUCUGAAGGACAGAGCUGUGGAGCUGGCUCAGGAUGGGAAGACGCUGGAGUCCAAGAUCUAUGACACGCUGCAGGGGCAGGUGUGGUCGCUGCUGCCUGGGUUCUGCCGGUGGCCCAUGGACGUGGUGAGCUCCUUCAAGGGGCUGGCGCGCACCCUGGGCACGGCCCUCAGCGAGCGCCCCGACCUGCGCCUCCCCGUGUGCCAGGCCCUGCGCACCCUCAUCACCAAGGGCUGCCAGACGGACGCUGAGCGGACCGAAGUCGGCCGCUUCGCCAAGAACUUCCUGCCUAUCCUGUUCAAUGUGUACAGCCAGCCGGGCGAUGACAGGCGCAACUCGGCACAUCGGCGUGCCGUGCUGGACACUGUCCGCACCUACCUCACUGUCACCGAGCAGCAGAUGGUGUGUGGGUUCCUGCAGAAAGCCAGCGAGAAGCUGAGCAGCCCCGACAGCUCUGAGUUCACCAGGCUGUCCAUCCUGGACCUGAUCGUGGCCAUGGCACCCUAUGCCGACGAGCCGACCCUGGGCACCCUGUACCGCACUAUCCAGCCCUCCCUGCAGACUAAGGAGCACGGGGUGCAGAAGAAGGCGUACCGGGUGCUGGAGGAGGUGUGUGCGGCACCCCACGGCCCCUGCCAGGCCUUCAUCCGCAGCAACCUGGGGGAGUUGAAGACCGUCCUGCUGGACUCCCUCAAGAGCGCCACGUCCCCCGCCAAGAGGCCGCGGCUCAAGUGCCUGUUACACAUUGUGAAGCAGCUGACGGCUGAGGAUGAAGCCUUCGUCACGGCUCUGGUCCCAGAGGUGGUCCUGUGCACCAAGGAGGUGUCAGUGGGCGCCCGCAAGAACGCCUUUGCGCUGCUAGUGGAGAUGGGCGAAGCCUUCCUGCGCUUCGGUCCUGCCCCACAAGAGGCCAUGCAGCGGUUCCUGCUCCUCGCCUACGCGGGGCUCACGGGCUCCGUCACCAUGAUCAGCUGCACGCUGCUGGCGCUCACCCGCCUCCUCUUCGAGUUCAAAGAGCACCUGGGCCCGGGUGAGACGGGUCAGCUGCUGCAGAGCGUCUGCCUGCUCCUGGGCUCCCGCACCCGCGACGUGGUCAAGGCCGCGCUCGGCUUCCUCAAAGCUGCGCUGUUGCUCGUGGACGUCAAGCUGCUGACCACGCAUGUCCCCACCAUGCUGGAAGCCCUGGGGGCCCUGUCAGACGACAUGAGGCGUCACUUCCGCAUGAAGCUAAAGAACCUCUUCACCAAGUUCAUCCGCAAGUUCGGCUUCGAGCUGGUGCAGGGGCUGCUGCCGGCCACGCACCACAAAGUGCUGCUAAACAUCCGCAAGGCCGAGGGCCGUGGGCGGAGGCAGCGCGCCCUGCGCCAGGCGGCCGCCCGCGAGCAGGACCCCGAGGCGCUGCCAAGACCCAGAGGGGACAGCAUGGAGGAGGUCCUGGCUGACUCAGAUGAGGAAGAGGAGGAGGAGGAGAGGGGCAGGAGGGGGCCAAGGCAGCCCCAGGGCCAGGCGUGGCUGAAGGAGGGCGUGGGGGAUGAGCCCCUCAACUUCCUGGACUCGAACGUGGCACAGCGGGUGCUGGCCACAAGGCCAGGCAGCAGCCGGGCCGGGAGAGCGAGCCGCGACUUUGGCGUAUCGGAGGAUGGGCGCCUCAUCAUCCACGAAGACGAGGAUGAGGACGGGGAGGAGAGCAGAGCCAGAGAUGUGGACAAGGAGACGGCUGACCUGAUGCAGGACGUGGGGCUCCGGAGCAAGAAGGCCCAGAAGCGCCGGUUCCGCGAGGAGGCAGGUGACGAGGAGCUGGAGGGCGAUACCGCAUCACACUACAGAGCGGGAGGUUCUGGCAUCCACCGGCCGCUGGGCAAGGAGACGGCGUUUGGAGCUGACUACACGUCCAAGAAAGGCAGAGGCGACGUGAAGAAAGCCGGCCGGCCAGACCCCUACGCCUACAUCCCCCUCAACAGGGCCAAGCUCAACAGAAGGAAGAAGGCGAAGCUGCAGGGGCAGUUCAAGGGCCUGAUGAAGGGGGCCCAGCGCGGUGCCCAGGCUGGGCACAGGCAUCGCCCCAGGGAGCCUAGUGUGUGAGGCCUGCAUGUACCCUGCCCCAACCCCCACCCUCGCCCUCGGGGGCCAGGCUGGGGAUACAGGGAGCAGGGAGACCCUGCUUGUAGCCCCCACGCAGCCUCCCACAUCUGUCUGCUGUGGGCACAGAUGUGCCCUUCCUUGGUUGCCAGCCUGGGAGGAAGGAGCAACAGGUGCAGCACUGCC
This is a messenger RNA of Gavialis gangeticus (Gharial), 3846 nucleotides long. It is a transcript of the gene RRP12, whose product is annotated as ribosomal RNA processing 12 homolog. The transcript is spliced from 34 exons. The record is from RefSeq and is a predicted model, not a curated record. Bases 1 to 3663 code for a protein of 1220 amino acids. Lineage: Eukaryota; Metazoa; Chordata; Crocodylia; Gavialidae.